Molecule: messenger RNA, 1558 nt
Organism: Vespa crabro (European hornet)
Lineage: Eukaryota; Metazoa; Arthropoda; Insecta; Hymenoptera; Vespidae
Product: 18S rRNA aminocarboxypropyltransferase
Exons: 4
Coding region: 115-858 (247 amino acids)
Biological process (GO): maturation of SSU-rRNA
Molecular function (GO): rRNA small subunit aminocarboxypropyltransferase activity
Source: RefSeq, a predicted model, not a curated record
UAUACGUUUUCAUGACACAUUGUUAGAUACAAACACGACGGUAACAUACAUACAUUGUACGUAUUUAAAGUUUUUUUUUAAUUCGACCGUUUGUUUCGUUUAUAAUUUCGAGAAAUGUCAGGCCGAAAAAAGAAUAAAAAUAAAAUGACAGGGAAAAGAUAUCGUCAUGUAUUAAGAAAGGAAGAAAAGUAUCGUCAAGAGAGAGAUAUAUCUGACAAGGAACAAUCAGAGUCUGAUGAAGAAUGCCCAAUACCUUUUCCCGUUGCCAUGUGGGAUUUAGAACAAUGUGAUCCCAAGAAAUGUACAGGUAGAAAAUUAUCUAGGCAUGGGUUAAUAAAAACAUUGAGGUUAAGUACCCGUUUUCCUGGUUUAGUACUUUCUCCCUCAGGUAAAAGUUGUGUCAAUCCGAUGGAUCGUAAUAUUAUACAAGAUUUUGGUUGUGCCGUUGUGGAUUGUAGUUGGGCUCGAAUUGAUAGUACACCAAUUGGACAAAUAAAGACACCUAAUCCACGUUUGUUACCAUUUCUCGUUGCAGCAAAUCCAAUAAAUUAUGGAAAGCCUUGUAAAUUAAGCUGUGUAGAAGCAAUAGCUGCAACAUUGAUUAUAACAGGAUUUCCAGAUGAAGCUAAUUUUUAUUUAGGAAAGUUUUCAUGGGGACAUUCCUUUCUCAAAUUGAACAAAGAAUUAUUAGGAAGAUAUGCUACUUGUACAAAUGCAGAAGAAAUUAUAACUGUCCAGGAAGAUUAUCUUAAAAAUGCAAUACAAGAAAAAUUAGAUAGACAAGCACUGCCUGAUUUUCCACCUAGUGAUAUAGAAUCAGAAGAGGAAGAGAAGGAACAAGAAAUCGAUGAUAGCUAGGCUCGAUUUCAUAGGUUGAAUUCUUAUAUUAAAAUAAUAAUAAGAUUACAAUGUUACCAAAAUGAACAGAAAACUAGAAAAUAUUGAGACGUGAAUACAAUUUAAGUAUCGACAUUUUUAUUUGGAAGAAAAUAGACACGAUUGAUGUAGUUCAUGAUAAUUAGCUAACACUAUUUUAAAUAUUUCUAAAGAAUUAUUUUAAUUCCGUUACAUAUGCGAUUCCUUAUAAAGUUUCUAAUUUUUUAAACCAGCUCAUGUUUAACCAACAUUACUCGUAAAUUUUUGUAGCGUAUAAAUUGGUGAUUUGUAAAAUUUGGAAAUUAUGAAUAAAUUUUUCAAUUUUUGGAAAUAUCUCGAUCUUGAAAUUAGAAAUCGGAUCAAAUCGAAAUUGUAGAUCUUCGUUGCGAGUAACUUCAUUUUUUUUUCUUUAUAAAUUUCAAAUUCGUCCAUCUUUUUAGAGCGUAUACAGCAUACAUAUCAACAUUUAAAUUAUAAUAUGAAUUUCUAUGAUACAAAAAUUUAAAAACAUUAUUGAAUAUCUAAGACAAGUUCGAAAAUAAUCAUUUGUUAUAUUUGUAAAGUAUAAGGAAUUUUACGAUUAUGUCUAAAAACAUGCUGAUAUGUAAUAUAUAUAUAUAUUUAUAUAUAUAUAUAAAGAGAAAAUGUAAAGAAUAAAAACUGCAUUGAUCACGUUAGAAUG